Cryptomeria japonica (Japanese cedar) is the source of this 1600-nucleotide messenger RNA. Its product is annotated as serine/threonine-protein kinase CDG1. The record is from RefSeq and is a predicted model, not a curated record. Gene Ontology annotation, biological process: protein phosphorylation. The transcript is spliced from 7 exons. The coding region runs from base 261 to 1499 and encodes 412 amino acids. Gene Ontology annotation, molecular function: ATP binding; protein kinase activity. NCBI's taxonomy places the organism in Eukaryota, Viridiplantae, Streptophyta, Pinopsida, Cupressales, Cupressaceae.
AGGGCUUCUUCAUUGGGCCCUGAAUUUCGGAAGAAAGAGCAGGGCUUACAUCGCAAUUUAUUUGCGAUGUUGGGUAGAAUCGAUAUGGGGAUUUUCUAUCGGAGGCGAGUUUGCAGGAUUCUACAAGAUAACAUGCACGGUCAAUAAAAUGAAUUAGGCACUUCUUUGUCUACCACAAGACCUUACAAAGUUUGCCAUCCCAAAACUCCAUCGACCACAAGAUCAUUUCAAAUUGUACUUGUUGUAGAUCUUCGUCUAUCAUGAACAUUUCAGGGCAUCAUGAACAACAUAACAAUUAUGAUACAGGUGAAACAGGGCAAGAAACAGAGCUCAAUGGAUUCAAGUCAGACAAUGGCUGCUCGAAGCGACAAGAUAAAUCUAAGAUAUCAAAUAGGUACCAACAAUCAGAAAUGUCACUACCCACCUAUCUCAGGUUUGGUAAAUUUCUAAAAGAACGUAGCACUCAAAUCUUUAAAGGAUGGGCAAAGGCUUCACCUUAUAGAGAAUUGAAACAGUUGGUGAAGAAGAUGAGACCAUCUGGAUCUGAGUUCACACUCAAGGAAUUGCAGCGCGCAACAAAUGGGUUUGGAGAAAAAAUCGGCAAAGGGGGUUUUGGCACAGUUUACUUGGGAACUUUCUCUGAUGGAAGAAAAGUUGCAGUAAAGGUCUUCAACGAAGAUGAAAUUAGACGCCAGGAAUAUUGGAUGAAUGAAUUGGUAAUUGUAACAAAGUUACACCAUCCAAGCAUCUUGAAUUUUCUGGGAUAUUGCUUUGAAGAUAAUUUGAUGUUGGUUUAUGAAUAUAUGGAGGGAGGAAAUCUGUCAGAUCUACUUUUUGCAGGCCCAGAAAUUAAACAGAUUAUUGACUGGCCAACAAGGAUGAAGAUUAUAUUAGACAUAAUAAGAGGAAUCCGGUAUCUUCACGAGGGCACCAACGAGUGUAUGGUGCACAGAGAUAUCAAACCAUCAAACAUUCUUCUGGACAAGGAUUUUAAUGCCAAGAUUUCAGAUUUUGGCAUUUCUAGAAUACUUCCAGAUGACACCCAGAGCGCCCCUUUGGAGACUUGUACAGAUGGUGGAGUAUCUCCUACCCACUUAGCCAAUUUAUCUACCCAUGUAACAACGAAUACUUCUGGAACAAUGGGUUAUAUAGAUCCUGAGUGUUUUGAAACUUGUCGUGUGACAAUUAAAUCAGACAUUUACAGCUUUGGAAUGCUGUUGUUAAACAUAGUAUCUGGGAAAAAGUUAAUACAACAGAAAGAUGAGGGCAUGCACAUUCUCUCUGACCAUGCGUGGAGGUUACAUAAAGAGGAUCGCCUUAUUGAGUUAAUAAACCCUCAAUUACUCGGCACUGAGGGUUUGAAUCCAACCAGAAUAUUAAGAACAAUCACAGUAGCCCUUUGGUGCAUUCAAAGAGAAUCCAAGAUACGCCCAUCGACAUCACAAGUAUUUGAUAUGCUUUCAACAGAGGAGGAGAUUCCUACCCCUCCACUUCCAUAGCAUUUUUAUUGUUCAGAUAGGGGUUACAUUUAUUCAAUCAUGACAAGUUUAUAAUGUAUUUAAGAUGAUUGUUCAUCAAUUGUAUUGGAAAAUUGUGAUCA